AUGUCGUCGUUGGAGCAGGACUAUCGAGACUUUCUGGACAUUUACUGUCCAGCCUUCUUCUUUGCUACACUGAUCAUGCAAUUCAUCGUCCUGUAUUUCAUCAUAUUCUUUGCUGGAAAGAUGUCGGCCCCAUUUCGGAUCAUGCUCGCUCACACAUCGAUUUGUCAACUCAUUCUUCUCUUCAUCACAAUGUCCUGCCAAUUUCGGAUGAUUUCAUCUCACGUUCCAGUGGAGGUGCGCGUCUAUGGACCACUUCGAUUUGUCAAAGCAAUCUACACGUAUACUCUUCAUCAGGCCUGGCAAUUCUUCAUGUUCAUGAGCGGAAUGACGAUCAUUGUCACCCUCUUCUUCAAGUUGAUGACUGUUAAUGCAAUGUUUGCCAAGAAGUGGCCGAUGUUCAUCGCUUUUUGCAUCUUUCAUAUUCCAGUCGUUUUCUCUGGGGGUCUCGAAGUUUACUUGGUUAUCACUGCGGCACUUCCAGCGGAAAUUCAACAAGCUCUUGCUCUCCGAAACAUUGAUGUGUCUCUCUAUUCUGUAACUGGAACUCUUCGACUUCAAACUGUCAGCCUGAUUAAUUUCAUCAUCAUGGUCGGAGCAGUUUUUGUGUACCCUAUUGCUAGUUUCUUCAUCGCAGCGCGCACUCUGUUCUUGCUCAACCGUCACGUUCUUUCGAAAACUGGAAAAGCGGAACAUCGUUCCUUCAUUGCCGGUCUCUGCCUCCAAUCGUUGCUCCCGGUUCUCACUUACUUCCCGACCUUUGUUCUCUACGUUCAUUGUGUCCUCACAGGAACCGAAAUGCUCUUCCAACAGUACGGAAUCUACCUAAUGCCAACCACUCCAGCUCUCAUUGACCCAUUCCUCACGUUGACCUUCAUGGUCCCGUUCCGGAAUAGAAUCCUGACUUGGGUUGGACUCAGAAAGCCGAGAGUGGUUAACUCGAACAAUCUUAUGAGUGUCACAAGAUCUUUCACUUAA
Molecule: messenger RNA, 975 nt
Organism: Caenorhabditis briggsae
Lineage: Eukaryota; Metazoa; Nematoda; Chromadorea; Rhabditida; Rhabditidae
Gene: Cbr-srd-39
Product: Protein CBR-SRD-39
Exons: 5
Coding region: 1-975 (324 amino acids)
Source: RefSeq, a predicted model, not a curated record